CGCCAUGAGCACACGCGCCCCCAGCCCCAGCAGCACAGCGCUGACAGAGGCAGGGAGGAGGACCGCGCAUGGGCAGUGGUGCCGGGUGCAGGCAGAGAGGCAGAGGCUAAGGAGUUUGCUGAGGAGGAGGAGGAGGAGGAGGAGGAGGAGGAGGAGGAGGAGGAGGAGGAGGAGGAGGAGGAGGAGGAGGAGGAGGAGGAGGAGGAGGAGGAGGAGGAGGAGGAGGAUGCAGAAAUGGUGCUGGAGGUCGGGUUGCAGGGAGGAAUGAUGGAGGUCGCUGUGGCAGGUGCAGCAG
Messenger RNA from Closterium sp. NIES-67, 295 nucleotides. Lineage: Eukaryota; Viridiplantae; Streptophyta; Zygnematophyceae; Desmidiales; Closteriaceae. The record is from the annotation of a GenBank genome assembly.